Molecule: messenger RNA, 1887 nt
Organism: Saprolegnia diclina VS20
Lineage: Eukaryota; Oomycota; Saprolegniomycetes; Saprolegniales; Saprolegniaceae
Exons: 3
Coding region: 1-1887 (628 amino acids)
Source: RefSeq, a predicted model, not a curated record
AUGGCAUCUCCCGCCGAGCCCAUCAAGUCCUUGUCCGACAGCGGCAGCAACAGCUCGUCCGACGGCAGCGACAGCGACAGCUCGUCGUCCAGCGACUCGUCGUCGUCGUCCGAGUCGGAAGCCGAGGACAACGCGUCCGAAGCCGCGCCAUCGGCCGCGCGCGCCGUGCCUGACGCCAAGCCCGUCAUGAGCUCGUCGCCGGAAGCCGCCAUGCCCAACCGGAACGCGAUCCGAAAGGCCGUGGCGGACAAGGAAGAGUUCAUGCCCCUCGGCACGCGCAAGCGCGAUCGCCGGUCUAUUGAAGAGAUUCAGCGCGAUAUUAGCAAGAAGAAGGGCAAGGCGUCGACCUUUUCGUCCAUCGCCAAGGAGCCCAGCAGCGACGCCCGCCCGCAUGCGGUUCGGCGUACGGUCUCGCCGGCGCUGCAGCCCAUCGCCGAGGCGGGGCCGAUUCCGCUGCCGACGGCCGAUCUCAAGGCCAAAGUCAAACCCAACUCGGCACGUGCGCGCUUGACACAGAAGCUGGCCGGUCGUGGAGGCGGCGGCCGCGGCGCGGCCAAGUCCGCGCCCAAGGCGGCCAAGACCACGAGCGCCGUCUCGAUUGUCACCAACAUUAGCCGGCCUUCGAAAAGCACGACGGCAGUGACAGCCUUCAGUGCACCUGGGGGAUCGCCGCUGCCCGAUGCCGAUCCGGCCGACCUCCUCGCCGAUGCGCGAACGAACCCGAAGAUUGUCCGCACGAUCCACAAGGCGCUGCAGCGGUACGGCGACCUCACGGACGCGCCUGGCUGCAACGAAGAUCAGAGCUCGUUCGGCGACGAGCUGCGGCAGCCCAACUACAUUGUGCGAGCCAAGCUCUGCAACAGUCUCAAGCUGCCCGACGACAUUAUCCAAACGGUCACGAACGAACUCGUCGGGCUUUGCCACGCGAAUCUCGCAGAGGAGACUGUCAAGUUUGGCGACGUCGACAUCAAACCCGCCGCGCUCAUCGAGCGUCUCCAAGAGAACCUCAAGCUCCGCGUGGCGGUCCAGCGCGCCCUCAAAAAGUCGGGCAACCCGAGCCAAGGCGCCUAUGGGCUUGCGACCUCACGCCGGGACCUUGUCGAUCUUGGCAUUGAGCAAAUGCCCGUGUGGGGCUACGUGGAGAAGGAGUGCGACUGGUGCCCGGCCAAGGACCGUGCGCUGCUCCUUGGCGUGUACAUCCACGGCGUCGGGUACUGGGAAGACAUCCUCGGGGAUGCCAAGCUCGCGUUUGAGAAGCAUCGCGUGCUCACAGGCACACGCCUCAAGGGCCGCGCCGAAGACCUCUUGCGCAAGCUGCCGUCGCCAUCUGGCAAGCCGCUGUCGACGCCGUCGACGUCCGACUCGAUCCGUCGCGAGCACGUGGCCCAGCAGCCAACGCCGUCGUUUGGCGGCAAGCAACUCCGCGUGCUGCCGCCGGCGCCGGUCGAGAGCGAAGAGGAGGGCGAGAUCUCGGCGGACGAGACGAGUGGCGCCAACACGGUCAUGCCGCGCUACGGCGGCAAGAACAUUCGCAUCAUGCCGCCCCAAAAGCCCAUGAAAGUCCUUCUGACGUCCGAGCAGCUCGUCACCAAGUGGGACCCGAAAGCGCUUCUCAAAGACGUCAAGUUGACGCUCAAGAAGGUCCAAAAAAUCUCAUCGUGGGGCGAAGACCACAGCGACGACGUGCUCGUUGAAAAAGUGAGCAAGUACCUCGUCGAGAUUGGCGGUGUCAUCGACAGCCUCGUGUGUCGCGAAGACGACUUGGCGAUGGACGAGCUCGCGACGUGCCUCUGGGAGUACGCGGCGACGUUCACGCCGUUUUCCGCGCUGCACUUUGAGCGCCUCUACGACGACAUGGUCGCCGACGCCGCCAGCCUCCGCGCCUAA